This is a messenger RNA of Pestalotiopsis fici W106-1, 2379 nucleotides long. RefSeq lists its product as uncharacterized. The transcript has 8 exons. The coding region runs from base 1 to 2379 and encodes 792 amino acids. Gene Ontology annotation, biological process: glucan catabolic process. Lineage: Eukaryota; Fungi; Ascomycota; Sordariomycetes; Amphisphaeriales; Sporocadaceae. The record is from RefSeq and is a predicted model, not a curated record. Gene Ontology annotation, molecular function: beta-glucosidase activity.
AUGUUGUCUCGCAUCCCCUUGGCCAGUGUGUUGGGCCUUGCCUUGACGGGCAUCCACACCGCGGCCGCCUACAACAUUACAGAUGACACUGUCUUUUAUGGCCAGUCACCAGCCGUUUAUCCUUCACCCAAUGGCACCGGCGCCGAUGGAUGGGCUGAUGCCUAUCAAAAAGCCAGAGCAAUGGUUUCUCAGUUGACAGUCGAGGAAAAGGUAAACAUUACGAUCAGCAUUCCACAGUAUGAGGACAAGGAAACUGGAUGUGAGGGUAGAGUCGUCGGUAUCCCGCGUGUUGGAUUCCCUGGUCUCUGUCUCGCCGAUGCCGGCCAUGGUCUACGGAAUGCCGAGUUUGUGAGUGGCUGGCCCAUUGGGCUAAGUCUCGGAGCCAGUUGGAACCGGGAGUUGGUCCGUCAGAAAUCCGUUGGCAUGGCUGCCGAGUUCAAGAAAAAGGGCAUCAAUGUCAUCUUUGGUCCUGUCAUUGGUCCUCAGGGCAAAAUCGCCAAGGGAGGACGAAACUGGGAAGGUUUCAGCAGUGACCCUUGGCAUACUGGCCAGUUGGCAUAUGAAUCUGUCCAGGGAAUUCAUGAGGCUGGUGUCAUUGCCAGCGUCAAGCACUUUGUCGCCAACGAACAGGAAACGCGGCGUAGUACGAGCACCUUCUUUUAUGAGGACUCGACCACUACGCAGGCCAUCUCCUCCAAUGUCGACGACAAGACAAUGCAUGAAUUAUAUGUUUGGCCUUUUGUAGACGCUCUCCAUGCUGGGGCAGCUAACAUCAUGUGCUCGUACAAUCGUCUCAACAACUCGUAUGGGUGUCAGAACAGCAAAAUGAUGAAUGGUGUCCUCAAGACAGAACUUGGCUUCCAAGGCUUUGUCAUUACUGAUUGGGGCGCUCAACAUGCUGGUGUUGCUACUGCCUUGGCCGGUAUGGAUAGUGCUGCAUUGCCUGAAGGCGGAGAUUAUGGUACCAUGUUGUGGGGUCAGAACCUCACGCUUGCGGUCCAGAAUGGAUCAGUUCCAGAGACUCGUCUCGAUGAUAUGGUGACUAGAACACUCGCUGCGUGGUACAAACUAGGCCAAGAUCAAGACUUUCCUGCACCAGGCAGCGGAUUCCCUGCUGAUCACACCCUGCCGCAUGUGUCCAUUGACGCUCGCGACCCGGCUUACGAUGACGUCCUGCUCCAGGGUGCUGUCGAGGGACAUGUUCUGGUCAAGAACAUUGGAAAUGCCCUUCCUCUGAAAAAGCCCAAAAUGCUCGGUAUCUAUGGCUACUCUGCCAGAAGUCGACCUUACUUUCAACCCAAUGAUGUCCUCGGGCCGCUUUUGACCGACGACCAUGCUCUAGACGGUGUUGUAAUUGAUGUCAAUGGAACAAUCUACUCGGGUGGCGGAUCCGGUGCUACAUCGCCUUGGCUCGCCGUCUCUCCCUGGGAUACUCUGCUGCAACGGGCACGCCAUGAUCGCACAGCGCUCUACUGGGAUUUCGAGAGCGCCAACCCACAAAUCAAUGCCAACAUUGACGCUUGCCUGGUCAUGGUAAAUGCCUAUGCCACGGAGGGCACCGACCGGGACGCCUUGCGGGACGACUAUACCGACUCGCUCAUUCUGAAUGUCGCCAAGAACUGCACCAACACGAUCGUCGUGUUCCAUAACCUGGGGGCACGUCUUGUCGACACGUUUGUAGAUCACCCCAACGUCACGGCCAUCAUAUUUGCCCACGGGCCCGGUCAAGAGAGUGGCAAUGCGCUCGUCUCUCUCUUGUACGGCGAUGUCAACUUUAGCGGCAAGAUGCCCUACACUGUCGCCAAGAAUGAGAGUGACUACGGCGACUUGUUGAACCCCAGACAAGGCGUGGAGCCAUACUAUAUCUAUCCUCAGGAUAACUUUACUGAAGGCGUCUUUAUCGAUUACAAAGCGUUUGACAAGGACAAUAUCGAACCACGCUACGAAUUUGGCUUUGGCCUCAGUUACACCACAUUCAACUAUACUGGCCUCACAAUUACAAAGAAAGAUAGCACUGAUUUGAGUCAAUACCCGACCGGCGAGGUUCUUCAAGGCGGUCCGUCUGACCUGUGGGACAUUGUAGCCACGGUUACUGCCACCGUCACCAACACUGGCGGCGUUUCAGGAGCCGAGGUCGCCCAGCUCUACUUGGGGCUGCCAGGCGACGAGGACGUGACCCCCGUACGCCAGUUGCGGGGGUUUGAAAAGCCCUUCUUGUAUGCAAAUCAGAGCGUCAUCGUCUCGUUCCCGCUCACUCGACGUGACUUGAGCUUCUGGGACGUGGUGGCUCAAAAGUGGUCCCUUGUCAGCGGUGAUGUGGCCGUCGAGGUUGGCUCUAGUAGUAGGAAGCUGCCUCUGACAGGUACUCUGACUUUGUAA